This is a messenger RNA of Stegastes partitus (bicolor damselfish), 3306 nucleotides long. RefSeq names its product ubiquitin specific peptidase 46 (gene usp46). Gene Ontology annotation, cellular component: cytosol; nucleus. Gene Ontology annotation, molecular function: cysteine-type deubiquitinase activity. The record is from RefSeq and is a predicted model, not a curated record. The transcript is spliced from 9 exons. NCBI's taxonomy places the organism in Eukaryota, Metazoa, Chordata, Actinopteri, Pomacentridae. Gene Ontology annotation, biological process: protein deubiquitination. Bases 300 to 1409 code for a protein of 369 amino acids.
GUUGCUAACAACCUGCUGCCCGUAACUUCGUCCGUCCACCGCUGCCUCAUGCACCGACGGUUCCCAGCGGCGGCGUUCUCGGUGUGCGUGUGAGGAUGAAGCCGUGUCGACUGUGAACGCAGCCCCCGACCCUCGGCUCCGUGCUGGCUGCAUGGUGCUCCGCGUCUCUCCGCCCGCUUUCUGACGCUUGGGGUUGCAGUCUGGCCUCCAGCCGCGACUGCGAAUCAACUUCAUUUCUCAGCGUCACCCUGCUCUGUUUAUUUUAUAAAGAUGGCGGUGAGGGGGACACUGUAAACUAAAUGACUGUCAGAAACAUCGCCUCCAUUUGUAAUAUGGGCACCAAUGCCUCUGCUCUGGAGAAAGACAUCGGCCCGGAGCAAUUCCCAAUCAAUGAGCACUACUUUGGAUUGGUCAAUUUUGGAAACACAUGCUACUGUAACUCAGUGCUCCAGGCUCUCUACUUCUGCCGGCCUUUCCGGGAGAACGUGCUGGCAUAUAAAGCCCAACAGAAGAAGAAGGAGAACCUGCUCACAUGCCUGGCUGACCUCUUCCACUCCAUCGCCACGCAGAAGAAGAAAGUGGGCGUCAUCCCACCCAAGAAGUUCAUUUCCCGGCUACGGAAGGAGAACGAUCUGUUCGACAACUACAUGCAACAGGAUGCCCACGAAUUCCUCAACUACCUGCUGAACACAGUGGCCGAUAUCCUGCAAGAGGAGAAGAAGCAGGAAAAGCAGAAUGGUCGCCUCAAGAACAACGGCACCGCCGUCACCACGGAGGCUGAGACGGAGAACAAGACAGAGCCCACAUGGGUUCAUGAUAUCUUCCAAGGCACACUGACCAACGAGACGCGCUGCCUCAACUGUGAAACGGUGAGCAGCAAAGAUGAGGAUUUUCUGGAUCUUUCUGUGGACGUGGAGCAGAACACAUCAAUAACACACUGUCUCAGGGACUUCAGUAACACAGAGACUUUGUGUAGUGAAUACAAAUACUACUGUGAGACAUGCUGCAGCAAGCAGGAAGCACAGAAACGGAUGCGUGUGAAGAAACUUCCUAUGAUCCUGGCGCUGCACCUCAAGAGGUUUAAGUACAUGGAGCAGCUGCACCGCUACACCAAGCUGUCCUACCGAGUGGUUUUCCCCCUAGAACUCCGUCUGUUCAACACAUCUGGGGAUGCAGUCAAUCUGGAUCGCAUGUAUGAUCUCGUGGCUGUGGUGGUUCACUGUGGGAGUGGACCGAAUAGAGGCCAUUACAUCACCAUAGUGAAGAGUCAUGGUUUCUGGCUGCUGUUUGAUGAUGACAUCGUAGAGAAAAUUGAUGCCCAGGCCAUUGAGGAGUUUUACGGCCUUACCUCAGACAUCUCCAAGAACUCUGAGUCGGGAUACAUCCUCUUCUACCAGUCGAGGGAGUGACGCUGGAGCUGGAUCGGUGACACAGGAGGAGACUGAAUAGGAAGAAUUCUCUCUUUUUUUUUUUUUUUUUUAAACCUUCAGUCUAACAGACUCCUGCUUCUCUCCCCCCCUUCCUCCAAGUCAGACCUCUCUGACGUAUGUGCCAAUCCUCUGUCCCAGUUUCACCCUCUGGGCUUUUACCUGUGCUUCAUCUCUCUCUCUCUCUUUCUGUCUCUCUCUCUGUAAUUUGAUUCUUGUCUUUUAGUCACCUGCAUCUGGACUGCACUUUAAAACAAAAGCAAAAAUGCUCAGCGGCUUGACGGAAACAAAAAAGCGUCUCAUCAAGAACAAGCUUGGUGUUUGCUCCUAGGAGAAGCCUGCAGAGGUGAAGGGUCUGGUGCACAUACAGACAGCUGUCAUUAAUUGUACUAUAUCAUUUAUAUGUAUAUAAGGUCUACUUCCAUGAUGUGCCACCCAAUCAUAAUUCCUUUCAUUAGGGCUAUUUUCCCCAUCACUGUCCAGUCCUUUGGUGUGUUUAUGUCCCUGGUGGAUGCAUGAGAAGUGAAUGAGGCAAACACUGUAUAGUACGCAUAGAGAGAUUUCCUACAUUUUUAAUGGUUCUGAAGCAAUAUACGCUGAACAAAAAUAUAAAUGCAGCAUGUAAAUGAUCUUUGUGAAAAAGUUAAAAAUUAAGUUUCUAUUGUUACAGUUAGAUUAUCAAAAUGAGUUAGAAAAAGGUUGCAUUUAGCUUCUUUCGACCAAAUUCUCAAGUAUUGAGUUAAUCCACACAUUAGUCAGUUGUGGCUUUCAAAGACACUCCUCUGAUGAAAGUCCUCUAUAAAAGUCCACCUUAAAAUGCAGCUUUAUUAAAAAGACUCACUGCCACAGAUGAAAAGAGAAAGAUGAAAACAUGCUGUUAGUAUAUUAUACUAGUUGUCAGGCACUUGAAUGUCCAACUCCACCAUUUGCCAUCUAAGAGAUCGUUUCAGACAGCAUGGUACAACAGUCUCACCUCAGACCUUGUGUCACUACCUACACCGAAGACUGUCACAUCCGGCUUGUCCAUCUGCAAAAUUGUCAUCAAUCAGAAACUGCCGAUAAAGUUGCCUAAGGGAAGCUGGUUUGCGAUCCUGUAGGCCACACCACACCUUGAUCUACCGGCAGAAUGGCAUCAAAGUGGGCCACCACUCAUGUUAGUUGGACAUUAUCAAGAUGAGAGAAGGUUGUUUUCACUAAAGAAUCGACUGUACAGAGCAGACAGCAGAUAUCGAGUUUGGCCUCGCACAGGGUGAAGUUUUUUCAAUGCCUAAUACCAAUGGUAGUCCCAUUCAUUCAGCGAUUACACUUUGCCCUUCUAGCAGCUGAAAAUGUUCCAGUCCUGUCAUGGCCUGCAGAGUCUCUGGAUGACGUGUCUGACAACCAGACUCAGUCUCACAAAAUGUCCAUCAACUUCACCGAGCCCUUUGGUUAGCGUGAAACAACACUAGCAACUCAACAUCCUCAUAAACUCUGGCUUGUUUUUAUUUUUAAAUUAUGGUCUAUAAUCCCACUCUCCAUCUGCCCGCUGUCAUUUCCAGUAUAGUACAUGCUUUAUUGUUUCAUGACGUCCAUCCUGUUGAAGAGAUGCCAUGUGUUGGAACGACGAAUGCUCGUUUCCCUAUAUUAAAAAGAAGGGAUAGAAUUUGAUUAAAUAUUACAUGCUGCCUUUAUAUUUUUGUUCAACAUAAUGAGAGAGAGCUCAAAACUACCUAAACUUCAAACUGUAAACCGUAGAAGUUGUUUUUUCUGUCUUUCUGCUCUGACAGAUGUCUGGCCAGAUGUGAACCAGUGCUUAAAUCCAACUGAGCCACAUACUCGUAACACUACACAUGGAAAAGCAAACCCCACAGCUGAAUCUUUAUAAUAUUUUUAUUAAAGA